Penicillium crustosum is the source of this 849-nucleotide messenger RNA. Its product is annotated as lytic polysaccharide monooxygenase auxiliary activity family 9 protein. Lineage: Eukaryota; Fungi; Ascomycota; Eurotiomycetes; Eurotiales; Aspergillaceae. The coding region runs from base 1 to 849 and encodes 282 amino acids. The transcript is spliced from 3 exons. The record is from RefSeq and is a predicted model, not a curated record.
AUGAAGUUCUCCCUUGUAGCUCUCGCAGCUAUUGCGCCCAUGGUUUCGGCCCAUUAUUUCUUCGACACCCUCGUUAUUGACGGCAAGGAAGCUACCGAGUAUGUCCGGUCCAAUACCCGUGCCGCGAAGUACAACCCAACCAAAUGGGUCAACACCCGCGACGACAUGACCCCCGAUGUGCCUGACUUCCGCUGUAAUAAGGGCGCAUUUACCUUCGCUGGCCAAACCGGUACUGCUGAGGUGAGGGCCGGAUCCAAGGUUGCGAUGAAGCUUGCCGUUGGUGCCAAAAUGCAACACCCUGGUCCUGCCCUCGUGUACAUGUCUAAGGCCCCUACCACUGCCAACAAAUAUCAGGGUGAUGGCGAGUGGUUCAAAAUCCACCAAGAGAGUGUCUGUGACAAGAACAAGGACUUUACCAAAGAUGCGUGGUGUACGUACGGCAAGGAUCGUAUUGAGUUUACCAUUCCUACGAAUCUGCCUGACGGAGAGUAUCUGAUUCGACCGGAGCACAUUGGUGUGCACGGUGCCGCGGGCGGGCAGGCCGAAUUUUACAACUCCUGCGCUCAAGUCAAGGUUGUCGGUGGUGGCAAUGGAACCCCGGGACCUACGGUCAAAUUCCCCGGUGCUUACAAGAAAGACGACCCUUCGUUCAACUUCAGCAUCUGGAAUGGCUACAAGGAGUACCCUAUGCCUGGACCGGAAGUCUGGAAUGGAGAGUCGGACUCCAGCUCAGCUUCUUCUAACGUGGCUAUCAGCAACGGUACAGCAGCGGCUACUACCCCUAGUAAGCAAGCCGAGGAUACCGACGCCUUCACUCGUUGCGCACGCUCCUGCUUCCAGUACCUAUAA